UUUCUCCAAAAUCGAGUAGCCAUAUGGAAAAUAUUGAUUUAAAUCCAUUUCUAACAACCUCAAAAUUAUUACUGGAAACAACAAUGGUCGAGACCGUAGCAAAUAACCAAAAGGUAUCGAAAUCUUCACAGAUCAGUGGCGAAAAUGAGACCCGUGAACAUGUUCGUGUAGAACGAUCAGCAUUACCCAUUUUAAAUGAGAACUUUCCCAAAAUUGGUCCAAAUAAUGUACAAUUUCCGGGGGAAACGGAAAAAGUAGCUGCAGCUGGUCGUUACUUUCAAUACAAUAUAAAACCAACGAGCACAUUUGAACAGGAAUCGGAAAACGUAGAAACUACACAUAAAGUUCGGGAGGGGAAAUCGGCGAAUUUGGCAACAUCUGCUGCUACAAUGACCGGUCCUUUUUUAGUAAAUGGGGACCUUCGACAGCAUAUGUCGGGGUCCCAAAUCGUGAAUCCGACGAACAGCAGUACUGCGAUCUCGACAGCAGCUACUGCCACAUUGGUGCCACAUAAUGCCCGUCAAAAUCCCAAUCCCGACAUCCAAGACAUCAUAACGGGCAUUGUAAAGCUGCUCAACGGUAACGUUAAUGUUCAUGCUAAUACUCAAGGUGUAAGGCGUCCAUCGGCAAGUCGCAUUAACAAUCGUGGGCCUCCAAGAAUAUCAGAAGUACAAAAUUUGCCCAUAGAAUAUGAUGGUCAAAAACCAUCAGGAGGCACUUCUAUACGGCCUCCGCCAUAUCCAUUUGAUCGCCCGGAAAGACCAUUCAUUACAGGUGUUCCCAUUCCCGAACAAAUUGUUCCUGUGCGGCCUGGUUUUGUAAGUAAUCGACCACCUUGGCAUCGUAAUAAACCCCGACCACCGAUUAGCACUUCAAUCGGCGGUCGCAGACCAAUACCUCAAUACAAACCCCUACCUUCUUCACAAAUGCAACCUCCACAAGAAGAUGACCAGCAGUCCAAUAUUCCCAGCAUGCAUGCUAACGGACCCAUUGAAAUUCCUACAGUUGCCGAAGAUUACCAUGAUAUCAAUGAUAGUCCUGCGCCUCCAGACAACUCAUUUGACUCGGAAUUUUCGAAUGAAGAUUUAAAUACUCAAUAUAUUGAAGUGUCUGAUAAUGAUACAGACACUCAGACAUCCAAUAAUUCAGCUGACAAGGUAAAGGAGGAAAUUCAACCACCUCCUAUGACAUCGAAAAAAGAAGAACACCCCAUUAAAAAGAAGAAUAAUAAACACAAGUCUCCCGAUAAGAAAAAACAUUCCUCCGAUUUCUAUACCACAAUAGUAGAGACAAGUUCAGAGGUCCACACUGUAAUGCAUAUGUCUUCUACGUAUGUGCCAAUGCCUAUGGAUACAACAGAAGCUGUAGCUGGCAUAGAUCCCUCUGCAGAAGAAGUUAUUUUUAUGACUGCCAGCAAAACACCAGAGUUGGAAACUAUGGCCACAAUUACGAAGAAGGAAACUUCUUCUACAUCAACACCAACUCCCCUAAAGAAUAAAAUAUCAUCUACCAUAUCUACUAAACCCUUGAACACAGCAGAAAAUGAGGGAACAAUUUUUACCAGCUCAAAUCUGAGUACUGAGUUAAAGAAUACUAUAGUUCCUACAAAAAUUACCUCUGUUCCCAUACCCACCACUACUACUAAUUCAUAUACUACUACCACAACCACUACUACUACUACCACCACCUCAACCACAUCUACAACUGAAACUGUACCCACCUCUAAUAACCAACAUCCAACUCCAACACCACCGCCACCACAACUACCCGCUCAAUAUCAACCAAGACCUGGUAUUGUAUUGGACGAUCCCGAGUUCCAACCGGGUGGACGUCCUCGCCCACAACGUCCACCCCAAUCACAGGCGCCUCGCAAUCCUGCUCCUCCCGUUAACAUACAACCAACACGUCAGCAUUUACCACCCGGUUAUGGUGAAAUAUUUGAUGUGACACUGUCUGCCAUACAGGGACCUGGUUCCAAGAGUGGCUCACAACAAACGAUCAAUAUUAAACCAUUUGGUUCUUAUGGCUCUCCGGGUGGUAAUGGUGCUCAGCCAAAUGCAGAUAUUAUUGUGUCCGCUUCAGAUCCUCCGACAGGCGUUCAGUUGCCCUCAACACCAGCCACAGCUAUACCCCAGUUACCAGGUAGUGGUACAUCCUCAACCUCGAAGCCAAUUAGUAGUACUGGCAGCGCGCUAGGUGGUAGUAGUGCCAAUCCACCGGUAUCUCCGAUAACUCAACAAAAUUCACCCGGUUCGGUAUACGGUGUAGCUGAAACGGAAAUUGUUGAUAUACACACAAACAAACCGCAACAUGUUAAACCACAACAACAGCCACCAACAACUACUAACGCUGGACCGGCUAGACCACACUAUAGGCCACGUACCACUCAACCACCAGUUCGUAUUGAUACUUGUAUUGUUGGAGACGACUCUACUUGUGAUCAGGCUCAACACGAACAUUGUAAAACGGAAAACGGUGUAUCAAGUUGUCACUGUAGACCAGGUUACUCCAGACGUAAACACCGAGAACCUUGUCGCCGAGUUAUAACAUUCUAUAUUGGAAUGCGUGUUGAUCGAAUUUAUGAACAUCGCAUUGUGUGGGAUAAUAAACUGGCAGAUCGUAACAGUGAGCCCUUUAGUCAGUUGAGUUUUGAGUCCAUUAGAGCUAUUGAUUCAGCCAUGUCGAUGACUCCAUACUCAGAUGAAUUUAUGGAUGCCAAAGUUAAUAAUAUAUACCGUGGAGAUCCAAAUUUAGGAGGCAGUGGAGUUUAUGUCAAUUUAACAAUUAAGUUGGAUGAAAGCGUUGAAACACUGCGUCCCAACUUGCGCACUGAUGUCCAGAAACAUUUGUUGGGAGUUCUGCAUAGACGCAACAAUAACAUUGGAAACUCGGUAUUAUAUGUCAGUUCACCGGAGGGUGCCAUAUCUGCUUUAAGAGACUUGGAUGAAUGUCAAAUAAUAGAGUUAAAUGACUGUCAUCCCACGGCAACGUGUGCAAAUGUUUGGGGAAGUUUUCGUUGCACAUGCCAAGAAGGCACUAAAGAUCCUUGGUAUGAUCAACCUAAUCGGGCUGGAAGAGAGUGUCAAACCUGCCCGGAGGCGUAUUGCAAUAAUCGUGGAAUCUGCAGUUACAAUGAAGACGGCAAUCAAGUGUGUGAAUGUGAUUCCAGUCAUUAUGGUGGACAAUGUGAAAUUGAUGGUGAAGUGCUGGGAGUAGCUAUAGGAGCAUCAGUGGCAGCUGUUAUUAUCAUCGUAUUGACUCUGAUCUGUUUGAUAAUGUGGUCGCGCAGAUGGCAAAGGGAACAAAAGAAUGCCAUAGGCUCACCGGUGUUUGGGUACAUGAAUACGGCACCCUUGAAGUCAGCUGCAUUGCCACAACCCGGCUAUCAAGUUACCUUAGAAGAUCGCAUGCGAUGGGCCCAAAUUGCCGAUGUUAUGGCACAAACCAAUCACUAUGGGGUUGAACCUAUGGGUGGACCUACACGACCCUCAUCGGCCAUGUUUGCUUAUCCAAAUUUACAGACAUUGGGUACAAUGGGUAUGGGUACUAUUGGCGGUAUGUCUAUGCAAAGUACUAUGCAACAAAUGCAUCAAAGUAACACCAUGGCACCGCCAGUUCCCCUACCACGGUAUGAUUUGGGCCUAAGUUCACGUUCCGCGGGUAUGAGGACCUUAGAAAAUUCAAGCUCCAGUGAGGAAGAAGAUCGUACCGAUUUAUUGGGUAGAAACUUUCAAGUACCAAGACCGAAAAGUCGCAGCAAUGGUAGCAUAACGAAUCAAUCUGGCAUUUAUUAUGAUGUUGACUAUGAACCCUCGGCCAAUGGAAUUGGAAGUUCUAGUGUAGAUCGUCUGUACGGAUCACAAAAUCAGUCUACAACACAUUCACACAUGGGUAAUCAUCAUAUACCGGGUCCACAAGGCAUACCCAUGAGUACGUAUACAUCGGGACGGGCACCCAGUAGUUAUUAUAUGAAGUAGAUCCCUAGUUUUUUUAGUUAAGUCUACACUACACUGAAUAAUAUCUAAACACUUGUAUCGAUAUGAGUAAAUUUUAUAAUUUGUAGAUACAUUUGUAAUUAGUUUAUCUAUAUAUUAAUCGUAUAUAUUAUAUAUACUUUUAAAAUAUCAACAAUAUUUUGUAGAUCUAAAGGUCCACUUAUCUUGUAAGCAUAAUUUCUUGGCAAUAAAUUUAUGUAAGUAUCUAAAUAUAACUAAAUAUGUAUGUGUAACAUUAAGAUACUUUAUCUCUUUAGUACUAGUCUCUUAAGAAGAAAAUUGUAAAUAUUAAUAAACAAAGAAAUAAUUAUUUAUUAUAAAUAAAAUAUGUAUUUUAUUAAGUAUUUAUCAACAAUGUUUAAGUGAAUUUAUUAAAAAAUACUAAAAUGUUUAAAUUAUUAUUAAAAAUGUGUACUAAUCAUAAUUUUUAAAGUUCUUUCCAUAAAUUAAUGCAGUGUUCUUAAAUUAGAAUAAUAUCAGUAAAUAGAAAUGUAAAUAAAUAAUUUUAUGAAAAUAAUAUGAAUAAAA
Calliphora vicina (urban bluebottle blowfly) is the source of this 4523-nucleotide messenger RNA. It is a transcript of the gene pwn, whose product is annotated as pawn. Bases 24 to 3977 code for a protein of 1317 amino acids. NCBI's taxonomy places the organism in Eukaryota, Metazoa, Arthropoda, Insecta, Diptera, Calliphoridae. The transcript has 8 exons. The record is from RefSeq and is a predicted model, not a curated record. Gene Ontology annotation, molecular function: calcium ion binding.